AUGGAUUCCAACCUUGAUCCAUCAGAAGGCGGUCGUCAUUAUCUGCGCAAACCUAGCAUCCUUCAACUCAUCGAGGACAGUCUGUCCGGGGACGAGGAAGAUGCGUCUACAGGUGAUAGGAUAUGGAGAGAGAAACGAGACUGGAACGACGACGCUUUCAAUCAUCGGAUCAUCGAUGGGCGGGCUCGGCUCGACCAAGACGCUUGGAACUUGACCCCAUCACAGUCAGCCACGACAUCGUACGCUCCAUCUAUGGCAAACUCUAGUAGUUCCUUCUAUCCAACAAAACCAUCUGCUCCUAGCGUAGCACAAGAAGAUGACGGUGAUAACAAGAGCGGGAUCUCAAAGUACACGUAUUACAGCGACCUCGACGCCGAGAAAUUCAUCAGAAAGAUUGAAGGAAGGGCAUACAACGCUCUCAACGAGACCUACUUUCUCCCCGCUGAUGAAGAUGAAUGGACUCGCUUAAAUAAGCAACAUCUCGCCUUUAUGGUUGCACUGGGUGAACUAUAUCCGGAGCCCGGCGUCGUUCGCGCACUACUGGCACCAUCACCUAGUGGAGGACGAAAGCGUAUUCUAGACCUAGGAUCCGGAACAGGUGUAUGGGCGACAACGAUGUCACGCAACUUUCCGGAUGCGGAUGUAGUUGGAAUCGAUCUUGCACCUGUUCCACUCGACCUCGAAAGCGUUCCGUCCAACUGUCGCUUUGAAAUAGACGACAUCAAUCUCGGUCUCGAACACUUCAAAGAUUCUUUUGAUCUCGUUCAUGCACGACUCAUUGGUAGCGGCCUCAAAGACUUUCGCAAGACGCUGCGAGACGUCCACGCAUGUCUACGUCCUGGUGGCAUGAUAAUAUGGGUCGAUGUAGAUUACGAUAUGUACACAGGCGAGGAGCCUACGUACGCGAGGUUCGCACUUGACGAAGACGAGUUGAAUCCCACCCAAAAUCAACGGUCUUGGACACAAAGGGUGAUCUACGAGAUGAGGAGGGGUGCGGUAGGCACAGGAAGGAGCGAUCUCUUUACCAUGGCCACCGCGCUAGACGAAGGGUUGUGGGACGAUGCACUCCUUGACCCAGACACAUGUAGAACGGCUAGUUUAUAUCUCCCCCUUGGACCUUGGUUGCAGGGAGCCACCGACGGACAAACACAGCGGCUCAAAUAUGUGGGCUCACUCAUACGUCAAGAUAUGGUUGGCGUACAAAGAGCUAGUCAAGCUGUGAUGAAGAAGCUCGGUUGGGAUCCUAAAAGAGUGGAGAAAUGGUGCAAGUUUGCUGAAGAUGAAUUAAUGGCGAUGGACCCAAAGAUGUGGGUCAGAAUACGCUAUGCAUGGGGACGUCGUCGGGCCGCCAAUGGAUCUGCUCCGUCACUUCCUCCUUCACCCAAACACUCUCCAGGGUCUGAAAGUGAAGCGGGGAGCAUCUCUGCGUGGCCAUAUUACUUUGUGUAUACCACACGCGAGGAAGCUAUCAAAGAGAUGCAAGUGCGCAAUGAGGGAAAAGACAUCACGCCUCCUCCUAGUCCAGCCGCUCGCAAGCCGUCUGCGGUGGCUCCUGGAAUCGAUACAAAGUGA
Molecule: messenger RNA, 1572 nt
Organism: Serendipita indica DSM 11827
Lineage: Eukaryota; Fungi; Basidiomycota; Agaricomycetes; Sebacinales; Serendipitaceae
Source: the annotation of a GenBank genome assembly